GACAUGGCGCCCAAGGGCUUCAUCAGGGACAAGAACGCUGGGGGGUGGAUCAAAGGCCCGGACUUGACGGAGGAAAACGUGCCACCGCUGCCGAGCCCGCCUGGGACACCGUCCAGCUGGGUGCAGUGCGUCAGUGCGCCGCCGUCGGGGGCCACGUCUCGGGCGGCAUCGCCGGGGGCAGUAUCGUUGGUCCUCGCCCCGCCCAAGGCCAAGAGCCCUGGUGCGCUGCCGCCAGCCACGGUGCUCGCGGUCCCACCUCCGGAGGCAGCGGGCCAUCCACUGGCAGGAAGGCUGCAGUUCUACGCGCAGGCGCCGUUCAAGUCACAGCAGACCAGAGUUCAAAAGGGAAGCUUCCUCAAGUCGGCUGUUGGCUACAGUGAGGUGCUCAAGAUUCUCUGCGGCCCGUGUUUCGUGCCUGCCAUCAUCCUCAUGGUGCUCGUCGUCAGUUUCCCGCCGAGCAUCUUCCCUAACAUGUCCAGGGGUGCUGAGGCUGCGGCGUCCCUGGUGGAGGAUGUGGCAGGCGCCGGAGGGGCUGUGGCGCUCGCGGCCCGAAACUUAACGUUGGCCGUGAGUGGUGCUGCGCUGUCAGUUGCAAGAAAUUCGGCUACGUUCGUAGAUGAAGCGUGGUCGGGGAUUGAUCUGCUGGGAUGCCGCCUGAAUGUCACAGGCGGCCGCUUCGUCGUUGACAUCGGUGCGCGCUCUCGCCCUAGUAUGAUGAGGGAGCUCGAGCGGGGGUUGGCUGUGGUACCUGAUGAUCUGGCAGUGGAGUUGUGGGGUUCCAUCAAUGCUAUUUCUGUCAGAGCGCCAGUGGCGGCGCGGCUCUCCUCUCAGUUCAACUUUACGGAGAGUUUCUCCAUAUGGGAUUGGGAGGUGCUUCUUGUUGACGAAGAGGUGCUGGCAGUACGGUAUUAUUUCGCAAGAUUGGGAUUUGAAUUUCAGUGGGCUAACCCGUUGUGCGCCUUAACAGGGGCCGAUCCAGGAAGUGAGCUGGAGCGCAUCACGACCAGGGUCAAAGAUGCGAUCGAGUCGGCAGUUGAUGCCUCUGUGCUGCGGACCCCCUUGACCGCGCGCGAG
Messenger RNA from Prorocentrum cordatum, 1074 nucleotides. Lineage: Eukaryota; Dinophyceae; Prorocentrales; Prorocentraceae. The record is from the annotation of a GenBank genome assembly.